Messenger RNA from Penicillium bovifimosum, 369 nucleotides. Its product is annotated as CVNH domain-containing protein. The record is from RefSeq and is a predicted model, not a curated record. NCBI's taxonomy places the organism in Eukaryota, Fungi, Ascomycota, Eurotiomycetes, Eurotiales, Aspergillaceae. Bases 1 to 369 code for a protein of 122 amino acids. The transcript is spliced from 2 exons.
AUGCCCCGUGAUAAAUACAGUUCGCUUGAACAUGGCAAGAUGGGAUUCCACAAAUCAUCCAUGGGAAUCAGGCUCAAGGACCAGCACAUCCUCACUGCUUACUGCAAGCGGCCUUCCGGUGAGGCGGUCUACUCCGAGCUAGAUCUAAACAAUUUCCUGGGGACGAGAAAAGGCGACUUUGCUUGGGGCAACCGGGACUUCAUGAAGCAGGCGCGGAACAUUGAUUUCAAGCUAGAAGGCCCGGAGAAUGAGCCAGUGCUGCAUGCUGAUCUCGACGAUGGCGAAGGACAUAUGAAGCAGCGACAGGUGAAUCUGGGGAGUUGCAUCAUGAACGAAGAUGGUAAUUUGAGUUUCAUGCAAUGUUUCUAG